Messenger RNA from Nilaparvata lugens (brown planthopper), 1509 nucleotides. RefSeq lists its product as uncharacterized. The transcript has 12 exons. The coding region runs from base 112 to 1509 and encodes 465 amino acids. NCBI's taxonomy places the organism in Eukaryota, Metazoa, Arthropoda, Insecta, Hemiptera, Delphacidae. The record is from RefSeq and is a predicted model, not a curated record.
GUAGGUAAGGUAUUGUUUGUUACAUCUUAACACACCAGUUAUAAGAGCAAUAAAUAAGCUAACUGAAAGAAUUAACCGGGUUGACUGCCGAUUUCAAACUCAGUCUCAAAAAUGGCUAUCAAGCUUGACGAUUUUCUCUCCAAAAAGAAAGAAGUCGCUCCAAUUUUGGAUUUAUCGAAAUGUACAGCGAAUAGCAAAGAAGAGUUGAAGAAACUUCUGGAAAAAGUGCCUGAAUUCCGAACGAGGCCUGAAAAGAUAAAGCCAGAAGACAUCAAGAUCCGUGAGAAAGAUUUCACUUUUAAAACACCGAAACGGGAGCUGAAACCUCCGAGCAUUCGCGAAUACCAAUUUGUUGACCCGGUGCCAGCUGAGAUGCGGGGAGUUCGCUUGGAGGACCUCAGCUCUGUCAACAUUCCUUGGAAAAUGCUCACAACACUCAGACCCAAGAACAAAUUGGAGGAUGAAUUUUUCUCCAGGUUGGUAGAACUGGGCAAGCUGCGACUGCAGACAGAGGAGCGUGAGAAGCGAAUCAGCGCCACCGACUUUGUGCGCAAGAUGAAGUCAAAGGCGGGCAUAGUCGAGACACGUGUCGUGUCUUGCAAGGAGUGCGGCGAGGAGUUCUGUGCCGGCGAGGCGUGUCACGAGUUCCUCUACGAGGCGUUCGUGCGCGAGGACCCGUCACUGGCUGCUGCGGGGGCGGUGGUUGGAGGCGGCAAGGGGGCGGGAGGCGAUGACGAGGAGAAGGGGCGGGGCAGGUCCAGGAAGAAGAAACGACGCGCCAAGUCCAGGGUGGUGACUGUGAUGGGGGGCGGGGCCACCUCCUCGUCAAGGGCCAGGGACAAGAGUCGCAGUAAGAGCAAGGCAACAAGAGAUGGGAGAAAAAGCAAGAGCAGAGAUGGUCGCAAAGGUGGCUCCGGAUCGAGAGGACGGAAGUCGAGCAAAAGUAGAGAUCGAAAAAGCAGCAAGAGUGGAGACAGAAGCAAAAAGAAAGUGCGAAAGAAGAAAAAGAAGAAGAAGAAAGCUAACAGGGCUGUUACAAUCGGGAAGAGCUUGUUCAAAAAAUCUACAAUAAGAAUAACAGCUCACUGUGACCGUGCCCAGAAUAACAAAUUGAAAAUAGUUUGGUUCGUUGGUCUGUCAGGGUGCUGGAAGAAUGGAGUCAUCAAAAAUUAUCCUGAGGUGAGAAUAUUUAUUUAUGUAUCUCACUGUGACCGUGCCCAGAAUAACAAAUUGAAAAUAGUUUGGUUCGUUGGUCUGUCAGGGUGCUGGAAGAAUGGAGUCAUCAAAAAUUAUCCUGAGGUGGAAAGAAACCCAGAAUGGUAUGGUUUACUACUAAAUACGUCCAAUGUUCGAGAAAUGCCCGAUAUGGUAACUGAGUGCGAUUGUUCCAAUCACUCGAUACCAUGUGAAUUGCACCCAUUUCAAAUUGAGGAACCUGCCCUGAUGGGGCAGAUCCCGAUGGGUAUGAAGGCAAGAAGCAAUACAUUCCUCCUCAAGCCCAAUCUCUGA